Messenger RNA from Amblyraja radiata (thorny skate), 5344 nucleotides. Its product is annotated as collagen alpha-1(III) chain-like. NCBI's taxonomy places the organism in Eukaryota, Metazoa, Chordata, Chondrichthyes, Rajiformes, Rajidae. Gene Ontology annotation, molecular function: extracellular matrix structural constituent; protein binding. The record is from RefSeq and is a predicted model, not a curated record. The transcript is spliced from 52 exons. Bases 124 to 4494 code for a protein of 1456 amino acids.
CGAGGUCGCUGCUUGUUCUGGGGCUGGUGCUGAACGGAGAAGAACACAUUGACUUGAUCAAAGCAGAUUUACAACUGAGUCCCUGUUUGUUUUCAUGACAGGUCCUAUGUCUAAUAUUUAGACAUGAAGGACUUUGUACAUGUAGGGAAUCUUUGCCUCUUCAUUUCAUUACAAGUAUCUCUGAUAUUAGCAGCUAUAGACAAUGGAUGUCUACAAGGAGAAAUGGAAUAUAACGACAAGGAUAUUUGGAAACCGGAGCCCUGCCGAAUCUGUGUCUGUGACCUUGGAAGCAUCCUCUGUGAUGAAAUAAAUUGUGACCCUAUAGACUGCACUGAUGCUGAGAUCCCCUUAGGAGAAUGCUGUCCAAUAUGUCCUUCAUUUAUACCAGUAACAAGUCCUUAUGAUAAAUCCUGCACUGACUGCAAUCAGUAUGAUAACUCCUGCACUGACUGCAAUCAGGGCCCACCAGGUCUACCUGGUCCACCUGGAAACGAUGGAAUGCCUGGUGCUCCGGGACUUCCAGGACCUCCUGGAUCAUCAGCUGCAACCGGUUAUCCUUAUCAAUCAAAAUAUGGCAAUUAUGGCUCAAAAAAAACUUACGGCAAUCUUGCUUCUACUGGCCUUCCAGGCCUUCCGGGGAACAAUGGACCCCCAGGUCAUUCUGGACCAUCUGGUCCCCAAGGUUACACUGGCGCAACAGGUGAGACUGGACCUGCUGGUUCGAGGGGUCAACCGGGUCCUCAAGGUCCAUUUGGUCCUGUCGGACCACAAGGAAAGGAUGGUGCAUCUGGCAAGGCAGGAAAAGAUGGUACCUUAGGGCAACCGGGUCCUGCGGGCCGGAAUGGUUAUCCUGGAAACCCUGGCACACCUGGAAUGAAGGGACACAGGGGUUUCAAUGGACGUGGUGGUAGUAAAGGGGAAGCAGGACCACCAGGCACAAACGGUGAACGUGGCCCACCUGGAAACAAUGGCAUGACUGGACCAAUGGGGACUCCUGGUAGAACUGGUGAGAAAGGACGUGACGGGUUCCCUGGAACUGCUGGUGCACGAGGUCAUGACGGAACUCCUGGUAAAACAGGUCCAGCUGGAAUUCCUGGUACUUCUGGGCAUCCUGGUAAUCCCGGUAGUCCAGGCCGCAAGGGUGACAAUGGGGAGAAAGGUUCUCCAGGUACCAAUGGUAAUUCUGGACCUAGGGGUUCACCAGGUGUUAAUGGCGGUGAUGGAAAGCCAGGCUAUGGGGGGAAACCUGGAAAAGAUGGAUUGCGUGGGGCAGCAGGGCUUCCGGGUCACCCUGGCACUCCUGGAAAUCCUGGAGCUCAAGGUCCAGUUGGUCAUCCAGGUAAACCAGGAAACAAUGGCCUUUCCGGUGCUCGUGGUUUACCAGGUGAAUCUGGAAAACCAGGUCCAUCAGGUCAACCUGGAGAAAGGGGUGAAGCCGGUGCAUCUGGAGGUCCUGGUCUCUCUGGCCCUGCUGGUAACGAUGGGAAACCAGGCCCACCUGGUGAAAUUGGGCCAGUGGGACUGACCGGUCUGCCUGGCAUGAAAGGUACACCUGGAAAUCAAGGCUAUCCGGGUCAAACUGGCCCUACUGGAGAAAAGGGUCUAUCAGGAGAAACCGGCCCACCAGGACCUGUUGGCCCUAGAGGAUCUCAUGGCGAAGCAGGUCGAAAUGGAGACCCUGGCAUUCCUGGACAUCGGGGAGCUUCAGGUGCCCCCGGCAAACCUGGUCCCGAUGGCAAACCUGGUCCACAGGGUCACUCUGGAGACCGAGGUCUUUCAGGCCCACCUGGAUCUCCUGGAGAAAGGGGAUCAUCAGGUGUCAUGGGUUUUCCUGGUCCAUCGGGCAGAGAUGGAGGGCCUGGUCAGGACGGUAAGGAUGGUCCUCGUGGAUUGCCGGGUGGUUUAGGUCAAGAGGGUGCCGUAGGAAAAUUUGGAGAGAAGGGUCCUGCAGGUGCUUCCGGGGAACCUGGUCCAACUGGUGAAAGAGGCGGUAUUGGCAUUCCAGGCCCACCUGGAUUUCAGGGACCUACUGGUCCUAGAGGUGAUGCUGGUGAAUCCGGAAAACCUGGUGACAAGGGCCAGCCUGGUGAACAUGGUGCUCCGGGACAACCUGGAUCAAAAGGUGAUGUAGGUUCAGCAGGUAAACAUGGACCCCAAGGUCCAAUGGGGCCUGCUGGGAUACCAGGCCUUCAAGGCGGACGUGGAUUAGAUGGAGCCAAGGGCUUAGCCGGGCCUGGAGGUCCAAUAGGCCCAAUGGGUCCUGCAGGAUUUCAAGGUAUGCCAGGUGAAAGAGGUACUAACGGUUUACCCGGCCAAAAAGGUAUAAAGGGUGAACCAGGUUCAUCGGGUUCUGUUGGUUUACCGGGAACAGAUGGCAUUGCAGGCUCACACGGUCCCAUGGGUUUGCAAGGUCCUCCAGGUAGCCCAGGAGAAAGGGGAGGGAUUGGUUCAAGUGGCCCUCCUGGACCUGCUGGAUCUCGAGGUGGUCAUGGUGAACGAGGAGAAACUGGUCCAGGUGGCCGGAGUGGAUUUCCUGGACUUCCUGGUAAUGAUGGACAAACUGGUUCUAAAGGUUCAGAUGGCGGACCUGGUCCAAAAGGUGAAAAUGGAUCUCCUGGUUCUGCAGGGGCAAACGGACCUCCUGGUCCAUUGGGCCAUUUUGGGAAAACGGGUCCAAAGGGUGCACAGGGAUUACCAGGCUAUCCUGGUGGUCCUGGUGGGCCUGGUAUUCCUGGACCCAAUGGUUCUCCUGGUAUAGAUGGGAAAUUUGGUUCUACUGGCUUACGAGGCCCAGCAGGUAAAGAUGGUUCACCUGGUUCAGCAGGUAAACCAGGCUCCGAUGGUGCAACUGGACCAACUGGUUACAAAGGGGAACCUGGUUCCCCAGGUCUAGUAGGUCAGCCUAGCGAAAGUGGUCCUAAAGGCGACAUUGGAAUGCCAGGCCCUUCAGGCUUGGUAGGAAAAGUAGGCCAAACAGGGUUUCCUGGUAGGUCAGGAAAAGAUGGUCAAAUGGGGAAUAAUGGUCCACCUGGUGAGGCUGGGACAGUUGGUAAGCCUGGUCCUAAUGGUGAACGAGGUGCAGUAGGUCUAAGGGGACCAGCAGGCAUGAAUGGACACCCUGGUCAAUCUGGCCAUGAUGGUGGUCCUGGUCCAAGUGGCUCUCCUGGCCAAGAAGGAAGCCCUGGUAAUAAAGGUGAACGUGGUGAGCCUGGGUCAGCAGGGCACAUUGGUCAACCGGGAAGUCCAGGAGGUCCUGGUCAAUCUGGUGCACCUGGAAAACCUGGUGAUAAAGGUUCAUCGGGGACUCCAGGUACACAUGGUCCUCAAGGUCCAUCUGGGCCAGCUGGACAUUUGGGCCCACCUGGUUUACGUGGUGAAAAGGGUGAAACUGGACCAUCUGGUAUGAAUGGCAUCAAGGGUCACCAAGGCCACCCUGGGCCGGCAGGUAUUCGAGGGCUUCCAGGUUCAGCUGGGGAAUCAGGUUUGCCUGGAAACCCUGGAGGUCAAGGUCCAAGAGGUCCUCCGGGUUCAAAUGGCUCUCCUGGCAAGGAGGGGACCAAUGGCUAUCGUGGCAUGAUGGGUCCUCCUGGUUCACGUGGAACAAAAGGAGAAGCUGGUCCCACUGGUCCUCCUGGUAAUCAUGGUCCAGCAGGCCAUCCUGGCCCACAGGGUCCUCCUGGGCCCUGUUGUACAGGACUAGGAAUCGAACAACAGAAGGGUGGUGGGUAUGACUAUGGAGGCUAUUUUAGCGAUCAGCCUGGUAAACCUGCCACGAUGAAGGUUGAAGACAUAAUUGCUGCUCUGAAAUCUCUAAACAGCCAAAUGGAAACUCUGCUGAGUCCGGACGGAUCACAAAAAAGCCCAGCGCCCAGUUGCAGAGAUUUAAAGAAUUGUCAUCCAGAAUUCAAGAGUGGGGAGUACUGGAUUGAUCCUAAUCAAGGCUGCAAGACAGAUGCCAUCAAGGUGCACUGCGACAUGGAUACCGGUGUGACCUGUGUGUCUUCCAACCCCAGCAAUGUCCCUCGUAAGAACUGGUGGGCAAACCAUAAUAGUCACAGCAAGAAGCACGUGUGGUUUGGCGACUCCAUUGAUGGUGGUUUCCAUUUUAGCUAUGGUGACCCCUCUGUGUCAGAAGAUAUUGUUGAAAUCCAAAUCGCAUUCCUUCGAAUUCGAUCUUCCCGAGCUUCCCAGAAUAUCACCUACCACUGUAGAAACAGUAUUGCUUACUUGGACUACAAGAAUGGAAAUGUAAAACAAGCUAUAAAACUGAUGAGCUCGGCUGAUGUUGAACUCAAAGCUGAAGGAAACAAUAAGCUCACUUAUAAUGUCCUGGAAGAUGGAUGUGCUAACCACACAGGAGAAUGGGGCAAGACAAUCUUCGAGUAUCGAACACGGAAAACUGUUCAUCUGCCAAUUGUUGACAUUGCACCUUUCGAUAUUGGUGGAGAGGAUCAGGAAUUUGGUGUUGAGAUUGGGCCUGUCUGCUUCUUGUAACACUGAAGACAGUUUGAACAAUUGAUUUCCAGCACGCAACCAAAAAAGGGCUGAUUCCUAACGACCCUGCACUUACUUGCUUAUGUUUGAAGCUACCAGGACGACGUUCUAAAUCACUUUAUUAAUUUGAUAAAAAUUAUAGAAUAUAUCAGACAAUGGAAUAAAAACAAAUGUCACAUGUGUACAAAUAACUACUGCUGUCUGCUGUUGACACUGGGGUGAAAUCAGGUUCAAUAAUUCAGUGCACCAAACAUUCCCAGUAGCAGAUUUGAUCUGGCCCUUCUUUCUUAUUAAGAAAGUAGCCGCAUUUAAAACUUACCCAGCUUCAACUACCUCGGCAUGGACAGAAACUGGGAUAAGUUUGAUGCUCCCAAGAAAACAUUGCACUAAAAAUCUAAAGCCUCAAUCUCUGGAUACAGAGCUAAUUGUUUCCAGUAGCAAUAAAUCUGAGGAUGAUUCAAGGUGAAAUGCAACAAGUGAAAAUGUGCUCCUUCAUUGUUGUUGCUGGCAGCAGACUAAAUGCAAGAGUAAUUGUUUGAAGUACCUGUAAUUAACUCUGUGCUCAGCCUUUUGUCCACUGGUGCUUGCAUUCUAGAGGCAAUAUUGCCUUAAAAACUGGUGCUAUUUUAAGUAUGACCCACUAAAAUGUUGAUAUCGGACUUAUCAUUUCCAGCGUCUGUGGUAAUAAUUUUUCAUUGGUCUCAAAAUGAUGAAUCAUUUUCAUUUAUUCGCUGGUCUUUGCAAGGUCAGUGGGUUUGCAAGCCUUUACCAAGUUAAAAGGGUUCAUCCUUUUUUGAUUCAAAUAUGUAACAUGGAAUCAGGUAUUUUCUAUUAUAGUGUUUUGAAUACU